Molecule: messenger RNA, 1465 nt
Organism: Spea bombifrons (plains spadefoot toad)
Lineage: Eukaryota; Metazoa; Chordata; Amphibia; Anura; Pelobatidae
Gene: AMDHD1
Product: amidohydrolase domain containing 1
Exons: 10
Coding region: 78-1376 (432 amino acids)
Cellular component (GO): cytoplasm
Molecular function (GO): imidazolonepropionase activity
Source: RefSeq, a predicted model, not a curated record
GUAAGCAAAGUGUGAGAAGAUUUCACUACUGUGGACAGAGUAAAAGAAAUCGUGGAGCAAGCCGGUAAUCUGUGAUCAUGUCCUGCAAGUUUAGGCUUCUGCUAGAAAAUGCAGAGCAGAUGGUUGUGGUGUGCAGCAAGGAAGAGGAGUUUCUACUGAAGGAGGGGAUGCAGUGUUUGGCAGUACUGGAAAAGGCCAGCCUGGUGGUGGGAAAUGAUGGAUUCAUCAAGGCAGUAGGACCAGCAGAUGUUAUCCACCAACAAUUUUCUCAAGCGUCCUUUGAGACAAAAAUUAACUGUUCCGGCAAGUGUGUAUUUCCAGGAUUUAUAGAUGCGCAUACUCAUCCAGUAUGGGCUGGUGACAGAGUGAAUGAGUUUGCUAUGAAGCUUGCGGGAGCCACAUACAUGGAUAUUCACCAGGCUGGAGGAGGCAUUAAUGCUACAGUGGAGCAUACAGCUGCUGCAUCAGAGGAAGAGCUGUACAGCAGAUUCAAACAGCGUCUGGAACGAAUGCUCAGAACUGGAACCACCUUAGUCGAGUGCAAGAGUGGUUAUGGAUUAAAAUUAGAGACAGAGCUGAAGAUGCUGAGGGUAAUUGAACGCGCCCAAAGGGAGUUGGACAUUGGAAUCUCCUCUACUUACUGCGGAGCUCACUCAGUACCAAAGGGAAAAAGUGCAAUCGAGGCUGCAGAUGAUAUUAUUAGUAAUCAUUUACCUGCACUGAAACAGCUGGCACUGAACGGGGAAAUUCAUGUGGACAAUAUUGACGUCUUCUGUGAGAAGGGAGUAUUUGACUUGGAGUCUUCCAGGAGAAUCCUCCAGGCUGGUAAAGCCAUAGGACUGCAUCUAAACUUUCAUGGGGAUGAACUCAGUCCCAUGAAAUCUGCUGAGAUGGGUGCAGAAUUAGGAGCACAUGCUGUGAGUCACCUGGAAGAAAUAAGUGAUGAAGGCAUCACAGCACUGGCCAAAGCAAAGUGUUCUGCUGUCCUGUUGCCCACAACUGCUUAUAUCCUAAGGUUGAAACAACCAAGAGCGAGGGACAUGCUUGAUGCUGGAGUCAUAGUUUCUCUGGGAAGUGACUUCAAUCCUAAUGCAUAUUGCUUUUCUAUGCCCAUGGUCAUGCACUUGGCCUGUGUGAAUAUGAAGAUGUCACUGAAGGAAGCUAUUGCUGCUGCCACCAUCAACGCAGCCUAUUCUUUGGGGAGAUCUCACACACAUGGCUCUCUCGAGGUUGGAAAACAAGGGGAUGUGGUUGUGAUUAAUGCCUCACGAUGGGAGCACCUGAUAUAUCAGUUUGGUGGACAUCAGGAAUUAAUUGAGUAUGUUGCCAUCAAAGGAAAGAUUAUUUACAAGAAUGAGAGAGUUCUUGGUCUCUAACUAUUGCUGAAAGUGUCAUGUAUAGGAUUAUGUGCCCUAGACCCGUAAUGCAGCUCAUCGUAUCAUGAUAAUAAACCUUAUAUAUUUAA